This is a messenger RNA of Mangifera indica (mango), 2095 nucleotides long. Its product is annotated as sodium/calcium exchanger NCL. Gene Ontology annotation, biological process: calcium ion transmembrane transport; intracellular calcium ion homeostasis. The coding region runs from base 144 to 1871 and encodes 575 amino acids. The record is from RefSeq and is a predicted model, not a curated record. The transcript is spliced from 7 exons. Gene Ontology annotation, cellular component: membrane. Gene Ontology annotation, molecular function: calcium:proton antiporter activity; calcium ion binding. NCBI's taxonomy places the organism in Eukaryota, Viridiplantae, Streptophyta, Magnoliopsida, Sapindales, Anacardiaceae.
CUUUCUGGCCCCCCUCUCUCAAUCCCCGCGGCGACAACACGGUGCAGACACUUCGUCUUUCUCACUGUUUUGAUCGCUUACGUACUCGUAAGUACCUAUAAAUUAGUGUUGUAACGUUUUCUUACUCACUCGAACCUUCCACCAUGGCUACUAGGCUAAACCACUUGCUUUUCUUCCUCUCACUAUCUCUUCUCUCCAUCGUCGCCGUCCAUUCUCGAUCCGUUCCCAACUCUACCCCAUCUGAUCUACUCUCCGAUGGGCUUAACCCCCAGUAUCUUGUGCUUAAUCCUCUGUCCGCGUCACUCGGUGCUGAUUCCACUUGUGAAGAGACAUACGGUUUCAUGCCUUGUACUACGACUAUUUGGGGUAACUUGUUUUUGAUCAUCGUUUAUGGGUACCUCAUGUUCAUUGCCGCCACGUAUUUGUCUAAUGGGAGUGAGCUGUUGUUGGAGAUUCUUGGCCCCGGUGUUGUUGGAGGCCUCUUUCUUCCUAUCCUCGGAGCGCUUCCCGACGCAAUGCUUAUUCUUGUGUCUGGACUUUCGGGAACUAAGGAAACUGCUCAAAGUCAGGUCUCAGUGGGAAUGGGGUUGCUAGCUGGAUCAACUGUCAUGCUUAUCACUAUAAUAUGGGGAUCCUGUGUUAUCGUUGGCAAGUGUGACAUUGAGCGUUCAGUUGCUAAAGAUGGUCAAAAUACAAAAGGGUUUAGCUUAACUGAAACUGGUGUUAGUACUGAUAUUUGGACUUGCUAUGCUGCAAGGAUAAUGGCCAUAUCUGUGAUUCCAUUUAUUGUUGUUCAAAUACCACAGAUUCUCAAUUCAACUUCAGGAAGACACUUAGCUGUCUUGAUUGCGCUAAUUGUAUCUGUAUUGAUGCUGAUUGCUUACUGCCUUUAUCAGGUGUUCCAGCCUUGGAUCCAGAGGCGGCGGCUUGCUUAUGCAAGGCACAGGCAUGUGAUAUCAGGAGUCUUGAAACAUCUGAGAAUGCAUGCUUUGGGAAGGCUUUUGAAUGAUAGAGGAGAAGCUAACAAAGAAGUUCUAAAAAAAUUGUUUGACUGGAUUGAUGAGAGUAAAGAUGGACAACUUUCACGUUCUGAAUUAAAAGCAUUGAUCAUAGGAAUUCGGUUUGACGAGAUAAACUUGGAUAUGGAUGAUGCUGCGGACAAAUUAUUGAAAGAUUUUGAUUCUACUCAUGAUGAUCAAAUUAACUUUGAAGAAUUCUGUGAUGGUAUAGAGAAAUGGCUCAAUGAAGCAAAUCGAGGAAAAAGAUCUGCUGAUCAUGGAUCUCAGACAUCCAAACUAAGUGACUUUCAUCAGCAAACAAAGAGGGAGCAUGAUUUGUUGGGACCCGAUGAACAAAGUGACGAGGUUGUUGAGGCUGUUGAAAACCGCAAGUGGACCUCUAUUAAAGCAGUGCUGAUGCUUUUGGUUGGAACCAUUAUUGCCGCUGCGUUUGCCGACCCUCUUGUAGAUGCCGUUGAUAACUUUUCAGAUGCAACAAGUAUACCUUCGUUCUUUAUCUCAUUUAUUGCAUUGCCUUUGGCAACCAACUCAAGUGAAUCAGUAUCAGCAAUCAUUUUUGCCAGUCGUAAGAGGAUCAGAACUGCCUCAUUAACAUUUUCUGAGUUAUAUGGAGCGGUGACAAUGAAUAACGUCCUUUGCUUAUCAGUUUUCUUAGCUCUCGUCUAUCUCAGAGGAUUAACAUGGGACUUCUCAGCCGAAGUGCUGGUUAUUGUUAUUGUUUGCAUUGUGAUGGGUGCAUUUGGGAGUUUCCGCACAACCUUCCCUCUCUGGACAUCUUCAAUUGCAUACCUCCUAUAUCCCUUCUCCUUGGCAUUGGUCUAUGUUCUAGAUUAUGUUUUAGGUUGGUCAUAGUUCGUGGUGUUUAUGAACUGUCGUACUUCCCUUUUGUGAUUCUUGGGAUGGGUGUGUGUUUGCUAUCUAAUGACUAUCUGAAGCCCCAGGAGUAUUAUUAGCCGGAUUAUUGGGAUUUUGAGAUUCCUUUUGAGCUAGUUUAUGGUCUUGAACUUCCUCCGGAAAUCAUGUUUUGAAAGACAUUUAGAUUUCAAGUCAUGUUAUGAAAAUGAGUGUUCACAUCA